Polypterus senegalus (gray bichir) is the source of this 1909-nucleotide messenger RNA. Its product is annotated as cholesterol 25-hydroxylase-like protein. The transcript has 3 exons. The record is from RefSeq and is a predicted model, not a curated record. The coding region runs from base 420 to 1217 and encodes 265 amino acids. Lineage: Eukaryota; Metazoa; Chordata; Cladistia; Polypteriformes; Polypteridae. Gene Ontology annotation, biological process: sterol biosynthetic process; cholesterol metabolic process. Gene Ontology annotation, molecular function: iron ion binding; steroid hydroxylase activity; C-4 methylsterol oxidase activity.
ACAGCGGUCGCAUUUGUUUGAACAGAUACUUCACUACACCAUGCUUACAUUCAUUAUAAUUUAGAGUUAAUUUUUUUCCACUCAAACGUCAUCUCCAGAGGCCACAAUAAAAUCAUCGUGCUAAUUUCCUUAAGGGGGUCAGAUUUCUGUGAUAAAUGCUGGAGUGGUUGAUGUAAGUGACAAUCCGUGUUGAGUUAGCUAGCUUUCUUAGGAAAAGUCCCGUCAGAUGGAAGACUAUAAAUGGUGGGUUCAGGGAAAUUAUUAGUGCUUCAAGAAAACCAGGGACAAAAAAAGAGGACAGCAUUAUUCAGAUGUGACUUUAAAGCAGAAAGACAGAACCUAUUAGUGCACAUGCAGUUUGAAGCAAAGGUUCUUUUAAGGACACUCUGGAAAAAUCUUACUCACUCAAAAGCUCUGCAAUGAAUGGCACCUGUCAACCCGGUGAUAAUUUCCUCCUGCAACCCAUCUGGGCAGCUAUCCGAAGUCAUGAGGACUUGCUGCUUUCCAAGAUCUUUCCUACAUGCUUUGUCUUCUUUGCUCAUUUGGUGGCUUGCUUGUACUUCAUUUUGUUGGACUUCAUGGCACCUCAUGUCCCCUGUCUUUGGCACUAUAAAUUAAGUAGUCAAGAUUCCAGAAACACAAAAGCACUAUGGGAAUGCCUGUGGAAGACUGCCAGCAACCAGGUGAUGUGUGUCCCAUCGGUCUCUCUGCUCUGCACCUAUCUACACCCACAGAGACUCCCUGACAAGGCCCCCUCAUGCUUUUGCCUGGCAUUUGAGGUCGUGCAGUGCCUGCUGCUGUUUGAUGCCCUCUAUUUCUGCUGUCAUUUCCUGCUACAUAGAGUACCUUACCUGUAUCAGAAGGUUCACAGUGUGCACCAUCAAUACCAGGAGACCUUUGCUCUAGUGGCCCAGUACUCCAGCCCUUGGGAUGCAGUCAUCUUACAAAUGACUGCUUUCUUUUGUACCGUCUUGUUGCACUGUCACCCACUGAGUGAGAUGAGCUUUCACCUUUUGAACAUUUGGCUCUCGGUAGAGGUUCAUUCUGGCUAUGACUUCCCUUGGGCAUCUCACCGCAUGGUACCGCUGGGACUUUUGGGAGGGGCUCCUUUUCACAAUCUGCAUCAUCAACAAUUUAAGUGCAAUUAUGCUCCAUAUUUCACCCACUGGGACAGACUAUUUCAGACAUUUGUACAGACAUCAAAAAAACAAAUAUAAAUAUCAUAGUCUCCUUGUUGUUUGCUAUUAAUGUCCUUUAUAUCAUCUCUAUGUCUUGUUAUCUGCCCAUCUUUCUCACCUAAUUGAGAAUGGAAAUAGAGCUGUGAGUCUAGAGAUUUCUCUCCAGACAAGAGAAACAUAAACCUGGAAUAGGAGGCAUACACCUAGAUGAUGAGGAAAGAAAGACAGAUAUUGCUGAGCAGGGUAAGUGGCCCAGACAUCCACACAUAUUAAUGGAUCGUAUACCCUCUAAAGACAUAUACAUGUCUCGAUAUACUCCAUGAGUGUUUAUAACAGGGUAGUCAGAUUCCGGUAGCACCUGCCUUCUGAAUAUGUUGCAAUGGAGCUUACAGAUUCAAUAUUUCCCUGUUAUUAAGCAAUGUUAAAAGAUUUUCAAUCAUGUGACAGGAGGAGCAUGAGUCUUUACUCUAGCAUUUUAUACAUGUGCAAAAGCCUUUGAGUCUCUCUGUAGUAUUUUGGAUUCUGUUUGUCUACUGUGUCUUUUUGAUUACCAUUAUAUGUUCCUUUUCCCUCACUACAUUUGACCUAAUGCCUGAUUAACCCAAAACCUACGCAAUCACAAAUGAAAUUAAAAAAUACUAUUUGCUUUAUCUGCUUGCCAUGCCUUUUCUCCUGGUAGAUUCUCUAGAUCUGUCCUCUCACUAUGGCACGUCUGUCAGGCUUAAUGGGGA